CGACUAAAAUCCUUCAUCUUCAAACAUUCAGUUAAAAACCACGGAGGUGUAAAAAGUCUGUUUUCAAAAUGUGACUUAAAACUGGAUAAAAGUCAAUGUUCAGCUUCUGUCAGACACAGGAUCAUAGAAGAUAUGAUGUCAUUGACAGGCGACCAAUAACGUUACCAUGAUGAAAAUCAGUAAGAACACAACUCAACAACAUAUAGAUCAGAGAUCCAGUUAUUUUUAAUGUGGAAGAGUUUCGUAUUAAGUGAUGGUUCUCAGCUGCUGCUGUUCUCUCUUCAUGUCUAUCUAUUGUUUCAUGAUGAUGAUUGACAGGUCAACAAGACCUCUGAAUGGCUACCUGCUCCACUUCAUCACCAGGUGCUGAGGGCUCAGAGCCAACUUUCUGUUUAUGUUCUGCAGGUGUGAUUGACAGCAGAUGGAGAGAAGAGGAAAAAAAAUUGUGUGAUAGACAAACAUCAGGAAGGAAGGACAAGCAGCAGUCGGUGUGAUGAACCUGCUGAGAGACGAGCUUCUUAUUCCCCGACCGACUGAGGAGAGAGUCAGACUGAAGACCCCGAGGAGACGGCCACAGCUCCCGGUAACAGCUCCCGGUAACAGCUCCCAGUAUGGCCAGUUCCCUCCUGCAGUCAGUGGAGAUCUCUGCUUCCCAGUUUCUGGAUAUUUUUCAUCACUACGACAACGACGGAAACGGUUUCAUUGAAGGAAAAGAGCUGCAGAGUUUCAUCCAAGAGCUGAGAGAGGCUCGACAGCAGGCGGGGCUGGAUCUGACUGAUGAGAUGAAACAGUUAGUGAGUGAAUAUGAGAAGAACUCCGAGCAGAGGAUCGACCUGGUUCAGCUGGUCCAGGUUUUACCCACUGAGGAGAACUUCCUGUUGUUCUUCAGACAGCAGCUCAGCUCCUGUUCACACUUCAUCCAGGUGUGGAGACGUUAUGAUGCUGAUCACAGUGGAUACAUCGAGGCCGAUGAGCUGAAGAACUUCCUGAAGGAUCUGCUGCUGAAAGCUAAGCGAACAUGUGACAACAAGAAACUCGAUGAGUACACGGCUGCAACUUUAAAGAUUUUUGAUUCAAAUUCAGAUGGAAAACUCUGCUUAGCAGAAAUGUCCAGGUUGCUGCCUCGUGAGCACAACUUCCAGAUGAAGUUUGAGGGCCUAAAGAUGUCCAAGCUUCAGUUCAACAAGAUUUUUGAUCUCUAUGACCAGGAUGGCAGUGGCUUCAUGGAUCAAUUAAAGCUGGACUCUCUGCUUAAUGAUCUGUGUGAAAAAAACAAUAAGGUGGUGGACUCCACAGAUCUCCAUCGUUACCGCUCGUCCAUCAUAGAGUUAUCAGAUGGAGGGAAAUUAUACCGCACUGAUCUCUGUCUGCUGCUCUGCCAUGACGACUGAAACGCUGCAGGGAAACACCUACAUCACCUGGCUCCUCCCACACACCUAAUGUAAUGCCUCAUAGAUCAUGUCCCCCGCUCCACCCACCAGGCUUCAGUUUUAGCUCCAGUGGUGUUAUGUCUUUCCUCUUACGACCUUUAACCCACCUGUGUAGUGUGAAGUAUUUGACUGGUACCAUGUUAACAUCACAGAUAUGUCACUGCUUUAAUGUCUGUUGUCUCUAAUGAAGAACGUGUGAAUAAAAUGUAAAACCAUCCAUGUGGAAAUAACUUUAACAUGUGAAAUGACCAUAGGAAACCUUCUAACGAUGGUGUUACAGACUGUCAGUGUAAAACCAUGUAUGUGUUGCAUCUGUGUUCAUGUUGAAAUAAACUCAGACGUCUGAUGAUUUAA
Molecule: messenger RNA, 1784 nt
Organism: Seriola aureovittata
Lineage: Eukaryota; Metazoa; Chordata; Actinopteri; Carangiformes; Carangidae
Gene: calb1
Product: calbindin 1
Exons: 12
Coding region: 612-1391 (259 amino acids)
Biological process (GO): regulation of presynaptic cytosolic calcium ion concentration; regulation of long-term synaptic potentiation
Cellular component (GO): cytosol; nucleus; synapse
Molecular function (GO): calcium ion binding
Source: RefSeq, a predicted model, not a curated record